Patella vulgata (common limpet) is the source of this 6729-nucleotide messenger RNA. RefSeq names its product kinesin-like protein KIF26B. Gene Ontology annotation, biological process: microtubule-based movement. The transcript has 14 exons. Bases 35 to 4786 code for a protein of 1583 amino acids. Gene Ontology annotation, molecular function: ATP binding; microtubule motor activity; microtubule binding. The record is from RefSeq and is a predicted model, not a curated record. NCBI's taxonomy places the organism in Eukaryota, Metazoa, Mollusca, Gastropoda, Patellidae.
CAGUGAAUAUUUAUUCUUUCAGCCUGUGAGUUAUAUGAAAGUUGAAGAAAUGUUACAAGUGCCUGAUAAUUUUCGUCGGUAUGUGAAGCGAGAACGCUGUGAUGUUUGUGAAACUCCUAUAAGACAGUUAAAACAAGAAGCUGUUGCUAUGAUACAGUCCAUCCAAAAAGCCCAAAGUGCCUCAUCUGUUCCUGCAAAUAUACCUGCUUUAGUUGGAUCCUAUAAUAUAGGUGCACAUCAACGUAAUCAUCAAUCCAACAGAUAUUUAUCACGGACAUCAAAAAGUAGUCAGUACAGUUCAUGUGUGUCGUCUGGUAUACCAUUAGCAGCUCAAGCACAGGCUUAUCUUGAACAAAAUGCACAAUCCUGGUUAAAUCCUGUUAAUCGACAUAAUCAGGUCAUUAAUGCUAGAACGAGUGGACAUGACAGGAUUUAUAUGGAGUUGAAACAAGAAAUAGACAUGGGAUCCCAUGGAUGUUCAUCUCUCACAAGAAUACAACAUGGCAGUCAAGCAAGAUGUAACUCACCUGCUGAGAUUGGAAUGGAGGAUAAUAACAUUUUCUCUAGGGCUGCUCAGAAAAUCAGUAAAAAGAAAAAGCGUCAUCAGCCACCUGAUCCCGAACCACCACCAUUUCCAACUAAUUUUUGUGACAUCAUCCGUUCAUCACCUCCACCUGCUCCACCAUGUUUAGCUCGAGGUCUGGGACGAUUACUCAAUCCUGGUGCUGGAAAGGUAAGGGUGAUGUUAAAGAUAUGUUCUCCUAUAGUUCCUGGACAGCAAGAACAAGGACGAAGUUUUCUAACCAUCGACCCCCGCCGUAAACAAGUGACGGUACAUGACCCGACUGCUAGUGGAUAUAUGACGUCAGCCAGUCGAAGAUCUGCUGUGGCCGCCCCUAAGAUGUUUGCUUUUGAUGGAAUCUUUUCUCCAGACGAUUCUUUGCCUGAAGUAUGUGCUGGCAGUCUUUCUGACAUUUUACAAUCUGUUGUUAGUGGUGCUGAUGGCUGCCUGUUUAGUUACGGACAUUCAAAACUUGGUAAAUCCUUUACAAUGGUAGGAAAAGAUCAUUCACCACAGACUCUAGGAGUAAUACCUUGUGCUAUAGCCUGGUUAUUUAAAUUAAUCAGUGAUCAGAAAGAAACGACAGGAGCAAGGUUUUCUGUCAGAGUUUCGGCUGUAGAAGUUUCAGGAGCACAAGAAAUAUUAAAAGAUCUAUUGGUGGACUUCAGUAAAGGGGUGGAUGGUUGUGAGUCAAAUGGUGUCUAUUUAAGAGAAGAUCCUAUUUGUGGAACCCAACUAGAAAAUCAAAGCGAACUACGAGCUCCAAAUGCUGAAAGGGCAGCUUUCUAUUUUGAUGCUGCCUUGGCUGCUAGAAAUAAAAAUGUGGAGGAAGAUGGACGAUCAUCUCAUUUGUUAUUUACCCUACAUGUCUAUCAAUAUAGAAUAGAAAAAGCCAACAGAGCCGGAUUACCUGGUGUUGCUGGAGGGCGAAGUCGUCUACAUCUGAUUGAUUUAGGAAGUACAGCCAGAUCUAAAGAUCCAAAAAACACUUCUCUUAGUUUAUCUGCCCUUGGUAACAUCAUCAUGGCUCUACUUAAUGGACAACGACAUUUACCACACAGGGACAGUAAAAUAGCUCAGUUACUACGAGAUUCACUUGGUAAUACAACAUGUCGAACAUGUAUUAUAGUUCAUGUAUCAUCAGCCUUACCUCAUCACGCAGAAACGCUUCAAGUUGUACAAAUGGCUGCCAGGAUGCAUCGUAUGAAACGCAGAAAGGCCAAGCAGAUAUCAAGUACAAGUUCUGAAGAUAGUUCUACAGAUGGAAGUGGUAAUUUUAGACGGCCAUAUAAAGGUCUGCGUAUGGGAACCUUGCGUGAAGACAUGUUUGUGUCUUCUUCUCAUUCAGAUCCAGACAACUAUACAUCAAGUAGUGAACAAUCAUGUGAUACGGCCAUAUUCUUAGGAUCUAGCGGACAGUCUUUAAGUGAUCGUGAUUUUACUGACAAUGAGGGUCCACAUCGAUCUGUGCCUAGAACAAAUCCGCGUCUUCCGCGUCGACCUGGUGGAUCUCGUUCCUCAGGUGAUGAAGGUUCUAUGUCAGAUAGUGGCAGAAGUAUGACAUACUCAGAUCAUCAGCGUCUAAGGCCCAGGAUGGGUGCUUCCCCUAUGCAGCAGAAUCAUUAUCAUGUUAUAGAGUCCCAGUCAGCCCCAUGUUCCCCGCAACGUCAUCCCCAUUAUAGCCAACAUAAGAUUUCUCAGGUAAAAUCCAAACAGUUUCAUCCUCACUAUUUAUCAAGUUUAAUAGAAGCAGAACCACAUCCGGACAGAAGUAGAAAAAUCAGAAGUCAUUCCAGCAAGCAUCAGAAGUCAGUUGGUACAUCUGCUGGUGUAGGUAACAGUGAACAUUGGGUUGAUGGUCCUAUCUAUGCUGAACCAAUGGAAGUUGAUCCGGAAACGAAUUCUCACAAGGUUCAUGAACAUUGGAUAGACGGUCCACAAGUUUUCAAGAAAAGUCCACAAUCUCCCAAACCUGAUUCUUCAACUCGUAAAAAGUUAAAGAAUGUUGUGGUCAGUUCAGAAGAACGAUGGAUUGAUGGACCCCGUGAAAUGAUUUCUAGUGGAAGUAAAUCAACAAAUAAAAAUCAGGCCAUGCAUACAUUAAGUACUGUAAACGAUAACCAAGUACCACCUUCUCCCAGUCCUAAAUUAAAACAUGCUACAACCGGUGAACGAGCUUCAAAACAAGCCAUUAUAAAACAAAUACCCGAUAUUAAAAUACGACCAGAAAGUAGUAUAAGUGUAGAAAGUAAUACUUCAACUCAUGCUGAGGCUGCUACAUCACGGCCUGUCAGUAUUUCUAGUAAUGACGGACAGAUGAAAGAUUGUAUUGAUAUCAGUGAAAAUAUGGUUGUUAAACCAUUUGUUAGAGACUGGGUAGAAAAACAUCAUGAUGUUCCAAGUACCAUUGAAUCUUCAGAUAAUCAUUGGAUGGACAAUAAUGAAAAUACGUCUAGUCACAGGAAAACAAAAUUACACGAUUCUUUACUUAGAAAAUUGCACACGUCUGCCUCAACUGUUCGAGAUUCAACUCAGAAUUCUCCAAUGAGUAGUAGAAAAGCAAAAACUCUCAACCCCCGUUUGCACAAAUCAAAUUUAUCUAAGGAAAAACAUUACACAAAUCGUGUCACCGAGUGGGUGAAAUCUGUGUCAAAUGAAAUGGAACAGAGUAGUGAACUAGAACGCCACGGGUCUGUACCUUGUAAAUUAAAUGUGACUUUUGACAGUGGUGAACCAGAAAUGAAUAUUGUUGAUGCUAGUUAUGAUAGUGUUGAUACAAGUGAGUGUGUUAGUGCUAAAGAUUCUAUUUACGAACACGAUGUGGAAAAGAAGUUGGAAAAUGUGUCAAAUAGUUGGAAAACCCCUGAUAAUUCUGUUGGGGAUUCCGAUUCAAACAUGAAACACAGUGCUGAUGGAGAUUCUUAUACAGAUAUACCGGAAUAUGAUAACAGUUGUUCAGUGUUAGAACCAUGUAGAUUAUUAUUAUUACGUAAACCUGAUGGAGCUUCAAAUCCUAAUUUAUCAAAAGACUUUUUCAGUGAAACUUGUGUAAUUUCCAGUGAGCAUAAUGAAAGUAAUACGACUUGUAAUCAACUUUCAGGAUAUAUUCCCGAAAAAACUACCUCAACUGUCCUGUCUGGUUAUAAACCCGAAAAAGAACUCUUUCCUGGAGUAGGUGCUUAUGAUAAUACUAAUACGAACUCAUCGAUGAAAACUGUUAAAACAAAGCCUUCUCCUGUACACGGUUUGGUUAAAUUAAGUACCGUCCAACUUCCAUCAAGUUUAAAAUCGAGUCAACCCGCAGCUAAAACAUUUAUAGAUAUGUGUAGUUCACCGGAAAGAAAAAAUGUGAAAAAUGUGACUCAAUCUGUUCCUUCGAAGUGCAACGAAAGAGAAGCGAAGGCUGUCAAAUUUAAAAGUGCAUCGAAAAAAACGUGUAAGAAAGUACAUUUAGUAGAACCUCAAUUUAUUCACAGUACUCCGAAAGAAAAUAAAUGUGGGAAAAAGGAAAAAGAAAUGUUAAUCACGCAGCGAAUUGUCAAUGUACAGUUAAGUGAAAAACAUAAUGAUUCGGACAGUGGUAAUGAUAGUGGUAUUGUAGCAGCAGUAGAAAAGAAAUUGUUGUCCCCAUACAGUAAAAUAACUAAACCUCGUACCCCGAGUCAUUCUAGUAGUGGUCAUGGUAGUGAUAAUAGUAGUUCUAUUAGUACCGAGUUACAUUGUCAUCAUGGUAGUAAGUCGGAUAAAAUACACGGUGGUACCAGUAGUGGAUAUGAGAGUAUGUUGAGAGAAUCAGAAGCUAGCUGUUCUGAUACUGAGGAUAUCAAAUUAGCAGCAGAUAAAAAGAAAAAUACUCUUCGAAAAGGUGGUAAAAGAAGUAGAUCCGCACCAAGUCGUGCCAUAGAAGUAGUAACUCUUGAUACUUGUAACCUUAGUCCUAUCAGUAAAAUGAAACCAACUAGCCCUUACCGUGAUUCUCGUCUAGCAGCUAAAUUAAAAGACAGUCAUCUAGAAAUGAAGACAAUGACGGUUAAAGAAGCAGAGAAAUAUCAGAGAAGGAGAUAUGAAGAGGAGCAUUUAAUGAUUGUAGAAGAAGAUGUGAAAACUGAAUCAACUAAGGAUACAAUAUCAUUAGAAAGAUCAUCAGGCUGGAAUUUUAGCUGUAAAUUUUGGAUGUGUUUUUCAUGUAAGAAACCACAAGAUCAGGAAUCUACGGCUGUAUAAAUGACAAUACAAGUGAAUGAUAUAUUCAUUGUCUAAAUAUAAAGUGAUGAAAAUUACCCUUUUUCUGAUCAAAUGAUAUGAAAUGAAACCUGUGAAAAUGAAAAAAAAAUAUGGAUUUGGUAUCUUUUUCUUCCAUCCUCUUGGCUUUGUAAUGUGUCAAAAAACUUUAAAAAGUUGGAAAUAUGUGCAAUAUGUUGAUUUAGUUGAAGUUAGACAUUGUAACUGAUGACUAUAUUUGAUUAUGAUUAAGUCUAUAAUUUUUACAUAUAAUAUAUUUUAUGUAAAACAUCCAGUAACCUAACUAAACUAUAGCAGAUUUUAUUUUUGUAAUCACUGAUUUCAUGGCUAUAUUUGUCUAUUUAAAUGUUCCGGAAUCUCAGUUGUAUCGAUUGUAUAUCUGAUCAAAAUUCAAAAAAAUGUCUUAUAGAAUAAUGUUAUUAUUUGAAUAUCUUUAGAAAUGUUUAUGAAUUAUAAUUUAAUACAAAUGUUUGUUUUUACAUUACAUUGUACUUAUUUAAGAAUUUUAACAUAUAAAUCAAUCAUCUUCCCAUGGUCAAGGUACUGUAAGACAAGAAAUUGAUGUGAACUUAAUGCAAUCUAAAUGAGGUUACAUGUACACAUUGGCUGCGCUUAAAAGAACUCAAGGCAGUUGGAAUUCAAAAUAAGAAAAGGCUGUAGCAUUAAUUUCUUGUUUUACAAUGCAUGUUCACAAUUCACAAGUGUACUACUUUGACAUAGACAUAUCUAGUUACCUUUAUCGAACUGUGUGAGAGUCGAAGGUCUAACUUGUUUUGUUGGAAUUAUUGAUGACAAAUCAAUGUUUUUAAAUUGAUGUCUUAUUGCCAAAAGAUCUUCAGUACUUUUCCUUUGUUUUUGUGUAGUUAAGGUAUAACAUCUCUGCUUCUAUUAUAUCAUGAUGCAUGUAAAAUUGUGAUAUGCAAUUUGAUGCAAAUCAUCAAAAAUCAAGUGGCCACCUGCUGUUUCAUUCUUUUGUCAAGAUCAAUAUGCAUUUUUGUACAAUUAUUUUGUGUAAAUUUUUGUAAUUUUCUAUUUAUAUAUGAAAUAUAUAUAUAUACAAUAUGGUGCUGAAUGUGAGACAAUGUUUUUAUAUUAAAAUAGAAAAAAAAAUUGUAAUUAUUGAUUGUAUUUAGAAAACAUGUAGGAUUACAGAAGUAGAUUUGUAUAUAGAUUUGUUAUGGAGUAUAAUGCUUUUGUUAUUUAUAACUUGGAAAUACUCAUAUUGUUUCAUCUUGCAUUUUGAGGAGAGUCUUCAUUUGCCAUUUGGUACAGAAAAGUAGGACAUUAAAAUCCCAUUUCAUUUCAUUUUGUAUCUUGAGGACAGUGAUGCUAUUAACAUUUUCUAACAAGUAAAUACAGUUUUAUAUAGCAUGACAAACAGAAUAGCAUGUCACAUAGGAUAAUUUUCAUUUACUAGAAAAUGAUAUAUUUGUUCCACCUAAACAUUUUUUUUGAAUUUUAAUGCUUUAAAAAUAAUAACUCUAGAUAUUGUUGUGAAAUAGAUUGUUUGGAUUUUAAUUCCCUAACUUGGUCAAUGUGGAAUGGAUUUUGUUUUAUACAAGGAUGUAAUUUUAAAUUGGUGAUCCUGCUAAUCAUCGACAAUAGUGUUCUUUUGUCAAUAGCACCCUAAGUAUUGCAAAAAGUGUCCGACAAGGAAGGAUUUGGCACCUCAAUCUAGUCUAAUAGUUGUAUCAAUCCAAAGCAUAUACUGAUGAAUAGUUAUUGUUAUAUUGUAGUUAAUGUUUUGAACUAUAAGUAGUUUAAUACUUAUUUAUGAUAGAAUUGUUUGUAGAUAAAUUAGUAUCUAUAUGUAAAACAUCAGUAAGCUGUGUGGUUUUGUAGCCUAGGUUACUGUAUGUAUAUUUGUGUAUUUUGUAUAUUAAUAUGAUCUAUUAUAGUAAUAAAGAAGGGUAUAAUCAGUACAU